UUUACAUUAGAGAUAUUUCAUUCUUCCAGUUGUAUGAACAAUGCCAAUUGUAUGAGCCUUCCUGAAAUGAAGGCUUUUAUGUAACCUAUUUUUGAAAGCCUUUAAACAGGAAGUGGGUGGUUCUCCUAGGGGUGGGUGGUUCUCCUAGCUGUACUGCUUAUCUUCCUGCCGCAUAUGUUAAAUGUUCUUCGAGGUUUCCAGUUUUAACUUCCCAGUGCACAAUUAGCAGCGUUGAGCUGUUGGACGUUUUCUCCUUAUUUUUUAUUUUUAAAAAAAAAAUAAAAAAUCAAAACGAAAUAAUUCUUCCAAGGAUGCCAAAAGGGGAGAUGAGAAAACCCCUACUGGGAGACUUGAGGGGGCCCAACCAACCGCUCUGUGAUCUGGGCAGCCGUACAGUGGGUAUUCUGGGCUCAGGAGACUUUUCACGCUCACUGGCAUGGCGGUUGGUAGCUUCAGGUGUGCGUGUGGUUGUGGGAAGCCGCAAUCCCAAGCGCAGCACCGGACUCUUUCCAGAGGAGGUGGAGGUUACCUCUCACCAGGAGGCAAGUGCACAGGCCCAUGUUAUAUUCAUAGCCCUCUUCCCUGAGCAUUACUCUACACUGGUCUCCCUGAAGGGGGUCCUUGCAGGCAAGGUGCUGGUAGAUGUCAGCAACAGUUUGAAGCUGAACCAUGAUAGGCCUUCAAAUGCCGAGCUGUUGGCCACCGUCUUACCAGAGAGCACAGUGGUCAAGGGCUUUAAUGUAGUAUCUGCCUGGGCCUUGCUCAACAGACCACAUGACGGCAACAAACAGGUCUUGAUCUGCAGUGACAGUUGUGAGGCCAAAAACACAGUGAUAAUUUUGGCCCGAACGAUGGGCUUCAUUCCUGUGGAUAUGGGCUGCCUUUCAUCCGCCCGGGAUAUUGAGAAUGCGCCCCUCCGCCUCUUCCCCUCGUGGAGUACCCCUGUCCUCUGCUGGAUUGGGCUCUUCUCUUUCUUUUACACUUACAACUUUGUCCGCAGUGUUCUGUUGCCUUAUGUCGUCAAAGGCCAAAAUGUCUUCUAUAAGCUGCCAGUGGAAACUGUCAAUAAGACAUUUCCUUCAGUGUCCCUGGUGAUGCUGGGCUUAGUAUAUCUUCCAGGCCUCCUGGCUUCUGUCCAGCAGCUGCGACGGGGCACCAAGUACCAGCAGUUCCCUGGCUGGCUAGAUCGCUGGCUGUGUAUGCGCAAACAACUUGGAUUGCUCAGCUUCUUCUCUGCAGCCUUGCAUGCUGUGUAUAGUUUGUGCCUACCCAUGCGCAGGUCUGCUCGUUAUGAGCUGCUUAAUGCUGCCUUCAAGCAGGUGAAGGAGGGGAAGGAGAAUUCCUGGGUAGAAGAGGAAGUGUGGAGGAUGGAGCUGUAUGUCUCUCUAGGCAUCCUGGCACUGGGUUUGCUUUCCCUGCUGGCAGUCACCUCCCUGCCCUCUCUUGGAAACUCACUCAACUGGAGAGAGUUCAGCUUCAUCCAGUCCAAACUAGGAUGCGUAGCCCUUACAGUUGCCAUCCUGCACACCUUGAUGUUUGGCUGGGGUCGCGCCUUCGACAAAACCCAGUACAGGUUCUACCUCCCACCCACCUUUGUGCUGGUGCUUAUUCUUCCUUGUGUUGUGUUGGUGGCCCGCCUCAGCCUAGCACUGCCCUAUGUCUCUCACCGCCUGGAAAGGAUUCGUAGGGGCUGGGAGGUGGGCCCCUGGGUGCACUUUCAGCAACAGGAGUGCCACUCCAGCCUAGAAGGUGUGAGCACUGUGUGACACUUGCCCUUUUAAACCAGGAUGUAGAAUCACCAGCAUUUAUACAUACACGUUUUUGGAAAUUUAAAGUUACAUAUGGUAUUAUAGGGUAAUUUUUAUAGCAAGCCCUGCACAGCCAUUCUGUUAAACCAGCUUUGUCUUUCUCCUUUGGUGUCUGAUUUUCUUUAUGCCCAAAAUGAAAGUGCCUUUGUCAGACACCUAUUCUGCUGUCUGUUUUACUGCCAGGGUUAUUGUCUUUGAAACCUAGUCAAAACAACAACCAAAAUUAUGAAAAGCUGUUGUGAUAUGUAGUUAGAUGGUAUUACUCCUUUCUAAAAGUUGCACUAUACAACUUUACAUGAACCGCCAAUUGAAUAUAAGAUGAAAUGUAGUUAUCAAUUUUGUUACAUUCAAUUUUCAUGCAUUAAAUAUGACUUGUGGUUUACGGAAUUGUGACAUGGACAACUCUGCAGUGCUUCUACUUAAAAAAACUACCUCCUUUGUUUCACUAUCCAAAUCCACACCGUCUUUAAAGGCAAUAAUAAACCAACAGACGGAGAUGAUUAAAUAUUUUUACUGUACAUGAAAAAGUCUGGAAAAAAUAUAUGUUCAAAAAUAAUCUCCGAA
Paramormyrops kingsleyae is the source of this 2372-nucleotide messenger RNA. It is a transcript of the gene steap3, whose product is annotated as STEAP family member 3, metalloreductase. Gene Ontology annotation, cellular component: plasma membrane; endosome. Gene Ontology annotation, molecular function: ferric-chelate reductase (NADPH) activity; cupric reductase (NADH) activity. Lineage: Eukaryota; Metazoa; Chordata; Actinopteri; Osteoglossiformes; Mormyridae. Gene Ontology annotation, biological process: copper ion import. The record is from RefSeq and is a predicted model, not a curated record.